AUGGGAGUGAACGGAUUCACGGAGGAAUCAUUCUCUGCAUUGAAGAUCAAGGCAGACCAAGCCAAGGAGAAGGGAAACGUUUAUGAUUUAAUUCACACUGUAGAGUUCGCCAGUUUUGACGUUGUGAAUCAGCAAUCAGGAUCAUGUCUUGGGAGGUUUCUCUCUCUACUCCCUCGUCUUACAAAACUGAUUGUCUUCCACUGUUCCUUUCAUGAUGAUUUCUACAGAGAGAUUGCUGAACGUGCUUUGUCAUCUCAGAUUCACACUGUAAAGUUCGACUGUUUGGACGUUGUGUAUCAGCAAUCAGGAUCAUGUUUUCUUGGGAGGUUUUUCUCUCUACUCCCUCGUCUUACAGACCUGACAAUCUCCUCUUUCUUUCAUGAUGAUUUCUACAGAGAGAUCGCUGAGCGUGCUUUGUCAUCUCAGAUUCACACUGUAAAGUUCGACUUUUUGUUCGUUGUGAAUCAGCAAUCAGGAUCAUGUUAUCUUGGGAGGUUUCUCUCUCUACUCCCUCGUCUUACAGUCCUGACGAUCCGCUGCUGUUGCUUUCAUGGUGAUUUCUACAGAGAGAUCGCUGAACGUGCUUCGUCAUCUCAGAUUCACACUGUAGAUUUGGACCGUUUGUACGUUGUGAAUCAGCAAUUAGGAUCAUGUUGUCUUGGGAGGUUUCUCUCUCUACUUCCUCGUCUUACACACCUGACGAUCUCCUGCUGUUCCUUUCAUGAUGAUUUCUACAGAGAGAUUGCUGAACGUACUUCGUCAUCUCAGAUCCAUACAUUAUUUCUCGGCUUUCAAGAGGAUCCGCAUGGACCUCUGAGUUCAUCUGCAUGUAAGCAUCUAGCCAGAUUUAUCUGCUGUCUACCCCGUCUUACAACCCUCACGAUCGCUUGCAAUGAGGAGCUACUUGAUGAUUUCUUCAUUGAUUUUGCUUCCAUGGCAGCAUCAUCAAAGAUCCAUACAUUAGUUCUCGGCUUUCAAGAGGAUCCGCAUAGACCUCUGAGUUCAUCUGCAUGUAAGCAUCUAGCCAGAUUUAUCUGCUGUCUACCCCGUCUUGCAAACCUCACGAUCACUGACAUUUACGGGCAACUUGAUGAUUUCUUCAUUGAUUUUGCUUCCAUGGCAGCAUCAUCAAAGAGUCCUUACUUCAUGGAAAGGAAACACAUCCCUUUAUUAGAUAAGUACUGGCCAAGAUGGAGAGAGCUUCAAUCGCGCGCUGAAAGUAGUUCAUCCGCUGUUUCUACUAACCAUUCUGAAGUUGAGCCAUCGCAGCACCAAGGACAUCCUCUGGACUAACCAACCUUCCUCCCCAUCAACAAGAGGUAACAACACUGAAUAAUCCUCUUACAUGUUUCCAAUCAGAGGCAAUGGACCUAUCACUGAAUCACCCCCAACAAAUACCUGGUGAAACAAUCCAAUCUACCUCCGGUCAAGAACAGGUGACAAAUUCCUACACCUGUAUAUCUGACCACCGUACAUUCAGUCAUGGUAAUUCAACUAAACACCUCUCAGUCCUAACUAACGCAAUGGUGUGACAUUGUGACGCCUACUACAGUCCAUAUUUUUUUUAAUGUAACUAUUAUGUUUGCAGGGAAGGGCCUUUUGGUGGGUUUGUCGUCAUGUUAUCGGGUAUGCAUAUCUCUUAAAAUUGCUACAAUGAUUCAU
Lytechinus variegatus (green sea urchin) is the source of this 1662-nucleotide messenger RNA. RefSeq lists its product as uncharacterized. The record is from RefSeq and is a predicted model, not a curated record. The transcript is spliced from 8 exons. NCBI's taxonomy places the organism in Eukaryota, Metazoa, Echinodermata, Echinoidea, Temnopleuroida, Toxopneustidae. The coding region runs from base 1 to 1293 and encodes 430 amino acids.